Molecule: messenger RNA, 741 nt
Organism: Sphenostylis stenocarpa
Lineage: Eukaryota; Viridiplantae; Streptophyta; Magnoliopsida; Fabales; Fabaceae
Source: the annotation of a GenBank genome assembly
AUGCAGGCGAAAAAUGAACCGUCCAGUGGGGUGGUUCCGGUGGCCAGUUACAUGAUGGAGUUCAGAGCCUACAAAGACGACGCCUGGUAUACGGUCUGUGUUUUGUUCGCCGGUGAUACUCUCACUGUCAAGUACUUCAACUUCUCCGACGAAAACGACGAGGCUUUUCGUCCCUCCCAGUUUCGGGACUGGAAGGAGCUUGAGGACUUCAAGCACCGCUUCAGACCCCUCUCCAAACAGCUUCAGGACGAUGACUGUCAUUCACUCUCUCCCGGCACUAGGGUCUGCGCUUGUCACUCCUUCGGAAGCGACGAUGUUCGCUUCUACGACGCUGUUGUCGAUGGGGUGCAAGAAAGUAAGCAUUCUUGGAAAACAGGAGAGGAAGAAUGUCUGUGCACCUUUGUACUUUUUUGGUUGCAUGGGCCAAAUGCAAGAAACUUGACUACUACAUCAAUUGAGAGCAUUUGUGUAGUUCAGCUUGGAUGGGAGCUAGAUUCUGCUGUGGCUUCAUUUUUGGAGAUGGCGAGGGAGAAAGUAGAAUUGUUUUCUUCUUCUUCAGUUUUAGUGCCAACAGGAGUUUCUAGUUCGGAAAUGGAAGCACAAUGUGCUAAGCAGUCUAUAGUCAAUGUUUGUUCACCUGAAGCCCUUGCUAGAUUCAUCAACUAUGGGCGAGAUAAAGGACCCAUAGAGCUCAUGCUACGCACUCUGCCGCAGUCUGCGGCCCGCAGACAUCUUCAGUAG